Molecule: messenger RNA, 6316 nt
Organism: Elgaria multicarinata webbii
Lineage: Eukaryota; Metazoa; Chordata; Lepidosauria; Squamata; Anguidae
Gene: PDPR
Product: pyruvate dehydrogenase phosphatase regulatory subunit
Exons: 18
Coding region: 153-2792 (879 amino acids)
Cellular component (GO): cytoplasm; mitochondrial matrix; mitochondrion
Molecular function (GO): protein binding; oxidoreductase activity
Source: RefSeq, a predicted model, not a curated record
GCUGUCGCGCGCGUCGGCCGUAAAGCGCAGGCGGGAAAUCCAGGGAGGGAAGGCGGAAGGUCGCGCGCGAGGGCGCGGAAGCGGCGCAGAAGCAGACGUUGUGUGGAUUUCUCCGUCGGGCCUUGGGGAGAUCCGACGGACCUGUUGUCAAGAUGUUCCUCCGGCUAUUGUCGGAUGUCCGAUGGCAAAGGAUUGGCCCAGGCUGGUGGAGCACGUCCAGCUCUCGGCACAGCAGUACAAGUGGAGCAGAACCUUACCUGACGCCCCUGCCAGCCCACGCCCAGGUGGUUAUCUGUGGGGGUGGAAUCAUGGGUACGUCCGUGGCAUAUCACCUCUCCAAACUAGGGUGGAAGGACAUCGUCUUACUGGAACAGGGCAGGCUAGCAGCUGGCUCCACGAGAUUCUGCUCAGGAAUUGUCAGCACAGCAAAGCACCUGUCCAUUGAGCUGAAGAUGGCCGACUACUCGAACAAGCUGUAUCAGCAACUUGAGGAGGAGACAGGGAUAAAAACUGGUUACGUGAGGACCGGUUCUAUCUCAUUAGCUCAGACGCAGGACCGACUGAUUUCCCUGAAGCGCAUAGCCUCGCGGCUCAAGGUCAUGGGGAUCCCGUGUGAGAUCAUCCCCCCGAAGAAAGUGGCGCAGCUCCACCCACUGAUCAACAUCCACGACCUGGUGGGGGCCAUGCACGUGCUGGAGGAUGCCGUCGUGUCGUCUGCCGACGUGAGCCUCGCCCUGGCCAGUGCUGCCUCUUCGAACGGGGUCCAGAUCCACGAGCGAACGAGCGUCAUCCAUGUCUUGUGCCAAAAGGGCUGCGUGGCUGGAGUGGAGACCGACAGAGGGCUGAUCGAGUGCCAGUAUUUUGUGAACUGUGCUGGGCAGUGGGCUUACGAGCUGGGCCUUUCCAACGAGGAUCCGGUCAGCAUCCCGCUGCACGCCUGUGAGCACUUCUAUGUCCUGACACGCCCCUUGAAGACGCCGCUGGAGAGCAGCACGCCAAGUAUUGUGGACCCCGACGGGAGGAUCUACAUUCGCAGCUGGCAGGGUGGCAUCCUCUCAGGUGGCUUUGAGAAGAAUCCCAAGCCCAUUUUUACAGAGGGACGGAACCAGCUGGAGAUACAGAACUUGCAAGAGGAUUGGGAUCACUUUGAGCCGCUUUUGAGUGCCCUUCUGCGGAGGAUGCCAGGUCUGGAGGCCCUGGAGAUUGUGCAGCUGGUGAAUUGCCCAGAAUCCUUCACUCCAGACAUGCGAUGCAUCAUGGGAGAGUCGCCCACCGUGCAGGGCUACUUUGUCCUGGCAGGAAUGAACUCGGCUGGCACGUCCUUUGGUGGGGGAGCAGGCAAGUACCUGGCUGAAUGGAUGGUGAACGGCUACCCUUCCGAUAACGUGUGGCCCCUGGACCUGAAGCGCUUUGGCGCCCUGCAGAGCAGCCGCACUUUUCUCCGCCACCGUGUCAUGGAAGUGAUGCCCCUGAUCUAUGACCUGAAAGUUCCCCGCUGGGAUUUCCAGACCGGCAGGCAACUGCGCACGUCGCCCCUCUAUGACCGGCUGGACGCCCAAGGAGCGAGGUGGAUGGAGAAGCAUGGCUUUGAGAGGGCAAAGUUCUUCGUGCCACCUGGAAAAGACUUGCUGGCCCUGGAUCAGAGCAAGACCUUCUACAAGCCGGACUGGUUUGACAUCGUGGGGGCAGAGGUCAAGUGCUGCAAGGAGGCGGUGUGCGUCGUUGACAUGUCCUCCUUCACCAAGUUUGAAAUAAGUUCCACGGGAGACCAGGCCCUGGAGGUCCUGCAGUAUCUCUUCUCCAAUGACCUGGAUGUGCCGGUUGGACACAUUGUGCACACAGGGAUGCUCAAUCACAACGGAGGGUAUGAGAAUGACUGCAGCGUGGUCCGCUUAAACAAGCGAUGCUUCUUCAUGAUUUCCCCCACAGACCAGCAAGUCCAUUGCUGGGCCUGGUUGAAGAAGCACAUGCCGGAUGACAGCAACCUGCUUUUGGAAGAUGUUACCUGGAAGUACACAGCUCUGAAUCUGAUUGGCCCUCGGGCUGUGGAUGUCCUGUCAGAGCUGUCCUAUGCACCGAUGGCCCCAGAGCACUUCCCCUCCCUCUUUUGCAAGGAGAUGAGCGUGGGCUAUGCCAAUGGCAUCCGUGUCAUGAGCAUGACGCAUACUGGAGAGCCGGGAUUCAUGCUCUACAUCCCCAUUGAGUACGCCCUGCACGUGUACAACGAGGUGAUGAGUGUGGGGCAGAAGUACGGGAUCCGGAACUCCGGCUAUUACGCCCUUCGCAGCUUGCGCAUUGAGAAGUUUUUCGCCUUCUGGGGACAAGACCUGGAUGCUUUCACCACCCCGCUGGAAUGUGGGCGCGAGUUCCGGGUGAAGCUAGAGAAGGGCACCGACUUCAUUGGGCGGGAGGCGCUGCUCCGCCAGAAGCAGGAAGGGGUCCACAAGCGCUUCAUCAUGUUCAUCCUCGAGGACCAUGACACAGACCUGGACCUCUGGCCCUGGUGGGGGGAGCCCAUCUACCGGAACGGCCACUACGUGGGCAAGACCACCAGCAGCGCCUACAGCUACACGCUGGAGCGGCACGUCUGCCUGGGUUUUGUUCAGAACCUGGACCCGGAAACCGGCCAGGAGCAGCUGGUGACGCCCGACUUCGUCAACCGGGGCGAAUACGAGAUCGACAUUGCGGGGCAGCGCUUCCAGGCCAAGGCCAAGCUGUACCCCUUCAGCUCCCUAUUCACGCCGCGCCGGCGCAAGGAGGAGAUGGAGUUCAGCGGCUACCAGGGGAAGUAGGGCGGGCCUCGUGGCUGAAGGAACGGCUGCAGCUCCAGGGGCGCUGGACUCGGUAUAGCCGCCUUCCCCAAUAUGGCGCCCUCCAGAGGUGUUGGACUACAGCUCCCAUCAUUCUGGCUGAAGGAUGAUGGGAGUGGCCGUCCACCGCAUCUGGAGGGUGUUGGGGACAGCUGUGGUACCGUCUCUCCAGUCUGUUACAUUUCAUACAUUUUAGCCCCUUUCCUGACCUUGCAUACGUAUUUUUUGCUCCUACAACCCGAGCUCCUACGUUGGCUGCAGCCGCUGAGCUCCAGGCUGAAAACGGGCUCCCCAAGAUGGCGGGCCCGGACUCUCUCCGUACGGAGCCGGCAAGGACUCGCUGACGCGAACGGGCCCUCAGAAUCCAGGCAGCGGCCUCCUGGGGCCGCCUGGACCUCAGACUCUCUUCUCCCUUUAUGGCACUUAAUCCUAUCACCUGCGGAGCCGGGGAAGCCCAGCUGCUGGAGCCCACCUUUCCCUUCUCGCCCGCUGGCACUCGGAGGGUCCGCCUGGCAUUGGGAGGUGCUUUACUAGCUCAUCUCUGCGUGAGGAGACGGGUGCAAUCCGUUAGCGGAGGUGGGGAGAGCCAGGGUUUGGCCAUUCAGUUCAGCCCCUCUGACAGGCAGCACAGGGUAACGUCCUACCGGAGACUGCAAGUCAUCAGGAUGGUGGCAUCCCCGACGGUGGGGUGAAAGCCUCUGGUGGUGCAGUUGAGGCGACAGGUUUUGAUCCCCCCUCCCCUCUCUCUGCUGUGUGUGUGUGUUGUCAUUUGGCGGCAGCUGGUGCUGUCACAGGGCUGCUGCUCGCUAGGCAAAGGGGGAAAACUCGCCGCUGAAAUUCGGUGGCCAAGCGCUGCUUUUCCCCUGGGCCUAGCAAGCGGUAAUCCCAUGGCAUGUUGGCGCUCAGUGAUGCAAUCAUGUUGGAUCCUCCCCUUCGAAGGUUGUGCAACGUGAAACGCGUUUGCUUCUGUGCCUGUAGGGGACCUGCUACAGCCUCUUAUGGGAGCUGAUCCGUGGGCAAUGCCUCACCUCCUGCUGGCCUUUUAGGGGGAAGGGGCUGGCUUGCCUCUCGUUGCCCCCCACCCGCCCCAGCACCAACCUCCAGUGCAACCGCUGAGAGCAGAUUCAGAGGCCCUUUCCUGUAAGGACUGUACCAUCGUAGGACUCAGGAGUGCUUGUUUGUGGAGGGAGGAUUUUUAGCCUGCUCACUGGUGUUGGAACAAUUUGGCCAGAGGUCUCCUUCGAGACUAGCCGCUCUCCCUCGCAAGCGAUUACUGAGUUUGAAUUCACAUCAAAGUUAAUCUUCUGGCAGUUUGCAACUGACAACUUGGUCCCAGUAAGUGAUGAAACCAAGCCAAGACGAAAGGCAGAAUGAGUGUGCCUUGCCCAUUCUUUCUCCUCUCCUAGUGAGCUGGUUUAUUGUACUUCUCUUUGGCUCCUGGAUACGGCUUUGUGUCCUCCUCCUCCUCUCUCUCUCUCUCUCUCUCUGUCCCACCCCCCACCCCUUUCUUUUAUUCCACCUGGUACACAAUUUCUCCCUUUUGCCUGUCUGGGUGGCACAAUGCACAUAACGAUGAGGUGUGUUAUCCGUGUCGUAUUUUUACGACUGCUCCCGAUUCUGAGAUAAGGAGCUGAGCGCCCCUGUUCUCCUACUCUGCCUCUUAGUUCGGAUUUCUUUUGGGGGUAAGGGGAAGUAGCAUUCAAGGAUGUGCCCAGCAGGGAUGGUCUGUCUGUGCGCGCUCACCUCCUUGGUAGAGGCAGAAUUGCAAUGCGAACCGAAGGAGGCCUCAGGCUGCGUUUUCCGCCCUGCCAGGCUGCCUUCUCCAACCUCUUGGCCUCCAGGUAUGUCAGACUGCAACUCGCAGCCAUUGGCCAUGCUGCCUAGGAGGGCUGGGAAUUGCAGUCCGACACGUCUGGUGGGCACUGGGAUGGGGAAGGUUGUUAUGGGGCAUGGCUCCCCAAAUCAGUGGUGCAGAGUGGGACACCCACUGAGGUGUGAGUGAGGCCAGCCAGAUCAAAGUGGGGAAGAGAGGGAAAACCAGCAGCUCUGCUGAGUCACGGUAGCAACCUUUUGGGGUAAGAACGCCUCCUCCAGGAGGAAAAUGCAAACAUUUCACACGCAAGAAAAUUGCUUGCUCUCUGCUGGUAGAGAAUCUUCCAAACCCAAAGGAGCCCAGCUUUCUCGCUCUCUGCACUUGUAAAGAGUCACUGCAACUGUCAGAGUUUUUACUCUGAAACACAGACGUCGACAUUCAAGGUUUCCACCAUGACGCAGCACCUGUCUGCUUUGUCAGCUGGACUAAAGAAGCCCUUUCUAUGUCUUCCCUGUGCUUGUGAUGUUUCCCAUUUAUCUCACACAGAGAUGAGAUAGAUGUUUUUUGCAGUGGGUUUAAAGUAGAUUGAAAGAGGAUCUGCUACUCAUGGUGUGUCUUCUCCUGUUUUGGCUUCUGGUUAAGCAGGUUUUUGAGGUGCCAAAAUCUGCUGAACCUGUUGGAUCUAAGGUGACAGCAGGAUGGAAGAAAUGUGUGUAUACAUCCAAAGCGAGCAAAGCCCUCUACCACAUCACUUUCAAACUCUCCUAAGCCUACAUCCAGCUUUCCUCGCACCAAAGAUGGACGCUUUGCAGGAAGGAGUUGAGGCAGGUCACAGAGCAGAGAUGUGUGUGGUUCCUUCCCUGUGUAGGCCUUCCUUGCAAGCCGUUGGACAGUCCUGCUGUAUUCCAGGCUAUCGCUCUGUUCCAACCUAAAAGCAAUGUCUAUGAUCCUGCAGAGUUUUGGUCUCAGAUUCACAUGCUUUGCACCUUUGGCUUUUUCUGAAAGAGUUUUGGAGGCUUCCUUAACUUGCAGUAACAAACACCCACCACCACCAUCACCUGCAUCUUCCCUUUCUCUUCUCCCAAAAUCAGCACUUCAAGAGUCACUCCUUUAUUCUCAAAAGCACUUUAAACAGGUUGUUCGUUUUUGGCAUUGAAUGCACCCCCAGCACGAUCAUCCGUUCCUUCUAGGAAUCAACUCCAAAAUUGGUGGGGAUAUAUAUAUUUAGCAUUAUUAUAAUUAUCAUUAUUGUUAAGUUAAAAGCUUUUGCCAUCAUCUCUUCUGCGGAACAGGCGCUAGAGUUUGAAGCUCAGUGAACCUCUCCUCCAGAGUGCCUUAUGCUCAUGAAUGUUCCCUCCCUCCGUCCCGUCUCCCAUCCCGGACUCUGCUGCUCAGCCAUCGAAGGGCCUUGAGCCGUCUGACACUUAGGAAGGAGAUGGUGUUAGUGGCUGCUGCUGCGGCUGGCCUGCAGAAAGUGGACGUGGGCGGAGACCCUGAACUCCUUUUUCUGGCCAAAGCCAGUCCUGAGAACUCCUGAUCUGAAGCGCACAAGGGGGCAGCAGCUGCAUCCCAUCCUGUCCUCCGACUGAAACGCUGCACCUUCAUCAUGUAGCAUUUCAGUGGAUCCCUCCUGUUCCACACUGGGUUUCAACGCUACCCGGUUUGUAAAUCAAUAAAUUGUUUUAACUAUUUU